GCGUAUGCAGGCCAAAAGCUAGAUGACCUGUACGCCAACAAAAUAUUGGAGUUUCGAGUGCCUUUCUAUGCACUGGAGACGACACCGUCUCGUGGCAUUGACUGACGCAUGCCGCAACCUCCGUCGGGUGGUCAGCAUCCGGGAGGCGGUGGGCGAGGUGAUGGAGGAGACGGCUCAGGACCCGGUGGAGCAGGUGACGGAGGAGACGGCUCAGGAUCUGGUGUUGACGAAGCAAAGGGGAAGGGGCUAGACGAAAUGUCGUUGGAACCAAAGGGCUCCGGCGGAAAAGGGUCGGGCGGAAAGGGGUCGGGCGGAAAGGGGUCGGGCGGAAAGGGGUCGGGCGGAAAGGGGUCGGGCGGAACGGGGCCAAGCGGAAAAGGGUCGGACGGAAAGGGGCUGGGCGGAAAGCGUAGAGCGUUCGGGAGUCACGAGUCUAGCGGAACUGAAAGCCGCUGCGAAGGGAGUCGAGACUCGGGCAUGCGAGACAAGGCGGCCCUGAGGUCUUAUCAAGUGCGAGUACAUUUGCACUUGUUUGCGAGGACUUUAUUUCACGACGCCAGCGAGCGCAAAGUGUUGGAGGGGCCCGCUGCAGAAGUGUUGGAGACCACGCCUAGCGAGUAUGAUCGCUACGAUUCGAAGGGUGCUUCCAUCGAUUUCGAGAGCAAGAGUGCAGCCGAUCCGGGGGAAGAGGAGCUGUCACAGUACGCACAUGUUGUGCACCGGGAAGAGGAGACUGAACACUGGCCGCACAGGAGUGUUGGAGACCGGGGCUAGCGGGCGUCUAUGUCAUCCUUUGGAGCGUGCGUCCGUCGACUUAGAGAGCAAGAGUGCACCACCUC
Molecule: messenger RNA, 839 nt
Organism: Chara braunii
Lineage: Eukaryota; Viridiplantae; Streptophyta; Charophyceae; Charales; Characeae
Source: the annotation of a GenBank genome assembly